CAACCGUUUUAUCGACUGGUUUUACCUUGCUCAGGUAAACAAUUAAAAAAUGGCGACCGUUGAAGACGUCAGGUAACACAGGGGCACAAUUACGUUGGAGAUGUAAGAAGGCAAAGCUGAAGCAUGCUUUUCGUGUGGACUACACCCAUAUGGGUGUUGCUGCUGACCCCCUUGGGGAUAACUGCCCAAUGGGCAAGCUGGGAAAACCAAAACCCUACAAACACCAAGGAAAACUUUUUCAUGGACUCCAAUGCUGAGUGUAACAAGCAGUAUGACAUUGGAGAGAACAACGCCCUUCUGCACGGUCACGGUGCUUUGUUAGAGCAGCAACCCCCAAAGACCUGCCAGAUCACAUUCAGCACUGACAGUGUCCGUGAGAAACGCAAGUUCAGGAUAGAGGUCAUUAGUGCAAGCUUCGAUGCUGAUGGAGUACAGUUCUAUGUCUACGACAGUUCUACAACAGACACUUUGCUGGUGAGCUCAUCACAUUUCACAUAGACCUUUUUGAAUUCU
Messenger RNA from Mizuhopecten yessoensis (Yesso scallop), 513 nucleotides. RefSeq lists its product as uncharacterized. NCBI's taxonomy places the organism in Eukaryota, Metazoa, Mollusca, Bivalvia, Pectinida, Pectinidae. The record is from RefSeq and is a predicted model, not a curated record. The coding region runs from base 124 to 498 and encodes 124 amino acids. The transcript is spliced from 3 exons.